GUUGGGAAACAAAAUAUAUUUGUUUACGGGAGAGCCUUCCUUCUCUUAUCUGAUAUUUCCUCUUGUUUUCAAUGAUGAUGAUGAUGAUGGAGAGUCAAGAGGAAGCUGUUGUUUGUAACGAUCAGUUGCAGAUUAUCAAAGGGAAACGUAGUAAGCGCUCGAGGCAGCUCUCUCCUCUGAGUUUGGCGAUGGCUUCGAGCCCGACGACGAGUUCCAGUGGGAUGAACAGUGAUGAUUCGAGAGGGUUUGCAUCUCCUGUAACAUCUGUUGAGUUUGCAGAAAGCUGCACUGCGGAAGACGAAGACAUGGCUAAUUGCUUGAUACUUUUGGCUCGAGGGCAAACCAGAAAAUCUCCACCGCAACCCGUUUCUUUUGCGACGAGCAAGACGGUGAGUGGGGUUUAUGUUCACCAGUGCAAGACGUGUAACCGGUGUUUCCCUUCGUUCCAGGCGCUUGGUGGACAUAGAGCAAGCCACAAGAAGCCCAAGGUUGUUAACGAUGAAGAGGACAAUAAAGGGUUGGUGUUUAUGAAAGAGGAUGUUCAUCGGCCAUUCAAUAUCAUGAACACAACGCUUUCACUUCAGAUAACGAAUAAGCCUGUUUUAGGUCAUGGCAGCAAACCCAAAGUUCACGAGUGUUCCAUGUGUGGCGCCGAGUUCUCAUCCGGACAAGCUCUUGGGGGCCAUAUGAGGCGGCAUAGGUCAUUAAACAAUGUUCAGAUUCCGACUCCGACUCCGACAACAACGACGAGUGCUGGAACAAGGACUGUGAGAUCUGAAUCAGAAGAUAAGUCCAAGAAACCAAGAACUGUUCUGCAAUUAGAUCUUAACCUUCCAGCACCAGAAGAUGAUCAUCAAAGGGAAACCAAACUUCCAUUAGUUUCCAAGCAGGAAAAGCUACUGCUCUUCCCGGUUUCUUCUUUGGUUAAUUGCCAUUACUAGAAGAGCAAACUCCAUCUUUUUAGUCAAUGUUGUAUCAUUAACUCGGAUUAUUUUUCUCAUGAAAUAUAAUUCAUAAUUGUUCAU
This is a messenger RNA of Hibiscus syriacus, 1025 nucleotides long. RefSeq names its product zinc finger protein ZAT5-like. The record is from RefSeq and is a predicted model, not a curated record. Lineage: Eukaryota; Viridiplantae; Streptophyta; Magnoliopsida; Malvales; Malvaceae. The transcript has a single exon. The coding region runs from base 72 to 941 and encodes 289 amino acids.